Molecule: messenger RNA, 438 nt
Organism: Penicillium longicatenatum
Lineage: Eukaryota; Fungi; Ascomycota; Eurotiomycetes; Eurotiales; Aspergillaceae
Exons: 1
Coding region: 1-438 (145 amino acids)
Biological process (GO): proteasome regulatory particle assembly
Molecular function (GO): protein-macromolecule adaptor activity
Source: RefSeq, a predicted model, not a curated record
AUGUCUGCUGAGACACACGCCAUAAACCCGGAGGCCUUCGCCGAAGCUAUCGCCGAUCUCCCCCUCAGCGCGGUCUACAGCAAAGUCUCCGAGCUCCGCAACUCAAUCGCACACCUGCACCGCUCCAACGAGGAGCUCAGACUUUUCCUUGCAGAAUCACAGGACACAGAGGAAGAGAAGAAGGAGCUGGAGGGGUAUGUCAUCGAGAAUGAGGGGGUGGUUACGUCGAUGAAUGAGCGAAUUUCGUUGCUUAAGGUUGAGGUGGAGAGACGCGGGCAGACUUGGAUUGAGGAGAAGGGAGAGGAGAAGGAUAUGAAUGGCGAGGCGCCGGUAUCUGAAGAGACAGCUGUGCCGGUGUCAAAUGGGACAGGGGCUGGGCUUGGUGACCAGGGCUCGAAUGCGACUGCGGGGCAGGAGGAAGAUGGAGUUUAUCUGUGA